ACAAAAACUGAUUUCUAAAGUGUUGUUUUUAGAGUCCCUUAAGUGUUUCUUUUAGUACAGACAAAAGUUUCCCCCUCAUAUUUUCUUAUAACCAUAAUUGAGUUUUGAACUUGAGCUCAAACAUUAUUAUAUAUUUUUUAGUGAAUAUAAUUUUUACAUUCUUGCUAAAUAAUUUUUUUUUUGAAGCUUUAAAGGUUCUUUUUAAUGCUAAGUUCUGUAGUUUACACACUAAGAAAACCUUCUAUAAUGUGAAGCCCCGUCCCAGCAGGAUGAUUAGCUGCAGAUUAGGCAGAAGACGCAGCUUAGUGUGACUUAAACUCACUGCUUUCUCCUUCUGUUGUGCUGCUACCAAAAGCAUGAGCACAUUUUCUGCAGGAAGUGAUGGCAGCAAAAGAUGAUCACCAUGUUGUUCAACCUGCUGCUCGUGCUGACGUUCUUCCAGAGAGGGAUUUCUCAGCUGCCUGACUGGAACUCAGAACUGGAGGUUAGCGGUGAGACAGAAUGGACUCCCCAGCCGGAGUUCACAGAUGACACGUACUGGUCGGGGUCAGCGCCUCUUUGUGUUGGAGGCUGUAAGGCGCGUCACCAGGAAGUGAGGAGAGACCGCUGUGGGAACUCCAGCUGCUGCUGGCUCGGCUAUAAGUCUCUGUGCAGAGGUCUGUUUCCAUCAACAGGUACAGACGGAGGUGCUAAUACUUCACCACAAAAGCAGUUCUCCUCCCUGUGUGCAUCAGUGAACUGUGGACGGCCUGCUGUGGACUACAACGGAGUGCUGUAUGGCAAUGACUGGUGGGUGGGCUCUGUGGUCAGGUACACCUGUCGCUCUGGCUUCAUGCUGGUGGGAAACCCAACCAGCUUGUGCCAGCCGGACGGUCUCUGGACCCCCAAACCCAGCUGCCUGCGAAUGUGUCAGAGGGGGAGCAUUGAAGUCAGUGAAAGGGAGCUGAACGGGACGUGUAACUCCACCUGCGCUGAUAAAAGCUACUUCGGUCCACCCAAACUAGGAUGCAGUCGGAUCGACAACUGUAAAAAGAAGGAGAGCGGCUGGAAGCGCUUCUUUGCUCAGUGUGUCCCAUGCAUUUGUGACUGCUCUCUGUCAUGUGUGUCUGCAAGGGGAAGGCUAUUGAUGCCCUGGAAGAAAAGACGCAGACUGUUUUGAAUGCUUCCUCCAGCUGUGAGGACAAAACUAACAACCAACAAAUAAUAACUUUAAGACUUUCUGCACGGCAAAAGUUAAAUCUUAAGAAGGUGUAAAGAUGUAAAAAAAAAUGUCUUAUUUUCUGUUUUGCAAGAAAAAUUUCCUUAUUGAGAAAGUUUUUCAAUAGCAAACUAAUCUUUGAUUAAGAGAACGUGUCUUGGUGACUAGAAUAUUUUUCUUAAAAUAAAAGUUAUUGGUACAAUCAUCUUUCUGAUUCCACUGGCAGAUUCAUUUCUAUAUGUAUUUUGCCUAUUUGACAUUUUUUUUAACGUAUUUUCAACUUAUUUCUCUUGU
Oryzias melastigma (Indian medaka) is the source of this 1492-nucleotide messenger RNA. RefSeq names its product CUB and sushi domain-containing protein 1. The transcript is spliced from 4 exons. Lineage: Eukaryota; Metazoa; Chordata; Actinopteri; Beloniformes; Adrianichthyidae. The coding region runs from base 395 to 1159 and encodes 254 amino acids. The record is from RefSeq and is a predicted model, not a curated record.